ACGUGACCACAGCCAAACGCGGAAGGACGCCACCGAUAACACAUUUGGGUCAUAAGUGGCCAAUUUUAGUCUGUUAAAUUAGCAGAAAAACCUGUAAUUCUCAACACUUCAUAAUUGAAUAGGUUCGGAUUGAAUUGCUUCAUUUAUAAUCUCCAAAUCUCAAUAAUAUGGCCACAUUUUGAGAAGCCACACUCGUCCUCUAACCGGUGUUUUGUUGUUUACCUCAUGAAAAGGCGAAUAUCUGCACAAAAUCUGUCCCACGCACCCUGAUGCAUUGUGGGUGGUGUUCCUGAUGCAUUGUGGGUCGCUGAGAUGUCCUCCUCUCAGAACCAGUCUUGUGUUUGGGAGUCUGAGGACACACUCUCUCUGUUGUUAUGCUUGUUCCAAACGUUCGAGGCCUGGGCUGGUCUUGGGCAGAUGGAGGAUUAUCUCUCCGUCCUGGAGUACAUUCUCUGGGUCUUCACUCCUCUGGCCGUGGUCUUCAUCCUGCCCUUCCUCAUCGUCAUCCUCCUCUACCUCUCCAUCCUCUUUCUCCACGUCUACAAGAGGAAGAAUCAGCUGAGAGAAGCAUACUGCAACAACUUAUGGGACGGAGCCCGGAAAACACUGGCCACUCUCUGGGACGGACAUGGGGCCAUCUGGCAUGGCUAUGAGAUCCACGGCAUGGAGAAGGUCCCAGACCACGGCCCUGCUCUCAUCGUUUACUAUCACGGGGCCAUUCCUAUUGAUUAUUAUUAUUUUUUGGCAAAUGUGAUUCUGCAAAAGGGCCGCACCUGUCACUCUGUGGCUGACCACUUCCUCUUCAAGAUCCCAGGAUUUAAGCUGCUGCUGGAGGUGUUCAGUGUGAUCCAUGGGCCCCAGGAGGAGUGUGUCAGAGCCCUGAGGAGCGGGCACCUUCUGGGCAUCUCUCCUGGAGGGGUACGGGAGGCACUCUUCAGUGACGAGACCUACCCCCUGCACUGGGGCAAGAGGAGGGGGUUUGCCCAGGUCGCUAUAGAUGCACAAGUGCCAAUAAUUCCGAUGUUUACACAAAAUGUUCGAGAAGGAUUCAGGUCUCUGGGAACACUGCGUUUUUUUCGUUGGCUGUACGAGAGAUUCCGGCUGCCUGCUGCUCCAAUUUACGGUGGAUUUCCUGUAAAAUUCCGAACUUUCCUUGGAGAUCCAAUCCCAUAUGACCCCAACAUCAACUCUGCACAACUGGCAGAAAAAGUCCAGAAGGCAGUACAAGCUUUGAUAGAUGAACACCAGCAGAUCCCUGGAAGCAUUCUCCGAGCUCUGUUUGAGAGAGUCUACACAAGACACAAACUGAAGGAUCCGCCCAAGAAAAAAAGAACUCAAGUAGGACUAAACCAGGAUGGAAACAGGACAGAACCAAGUCUAAAGCAGGACUAAAGCAGGACUAAAGCAGGACUAAAGCAGGACUAAAGCAGGACUAAAGCAGGACUAAAGCAGAACUAAAGCAGAACUAAAGCAGAACUAAAGCAGAACUAAAGCAGGACUAACGAUCUCUCUAUGGACCAAUGCACUGUCAGUGUUUGUCUACUGCCACAGUACUGAAACCUGUUUUCACCUCCACCGGUACACACCCACUCUGACGUAUGCACUUUAUUCGUGAUAUUGGUAAGAUUGGGCAACAUCACGUAGUGAUGUGCAGCUGUCCAUAAGAGGAGCCGACAGCAUGCGGUGCUUUGUUGUGAUAACGUUUACGUUUACUGCGACAUCAGAUCCCAUUGGGCACCACAGUUUUCUAAUGUGGAAGUCAUCAGACUUGUUUCUUUUAUUAAAUUGCUUUAAAUGAAUAUGACGAUAUGUACAAAUUACAACAUAAUGAUAGUUGAUGUCAUAGAUUUUAACUAGACCACACACCACCACAAUAUGUCUUCUUUAAUAAAUAAACUACUGAAAAAUCUUAAGAAAAGUGCAGAUGAACACAUGCAUCUAGAAGUGAUGGUGUGAUACCUGGACCUCAACCGACACAUGUUUUAUCACAGUUCUGACAGUUUUCCAAAAUAUAACCUGAUUAUUGUUUUUAGAAUAAUACAAAACAUAUUAAACUUGCUGUACCUGAUUUUUACUGUUUCUUUAAAACGUGAGAAUCAGAACUAGUUUGCAGUGGUCCAAAGUUAUCCCUCACUUACCUUAUGCAUUCAGAGCAUUCUAAAUAUUCACCACAAUGAGUUUAUAAGCACUUUCCACAAGUCUCAAAGACCAGAGCGGAGUUUUGUCAUCACGGUUAAGGUCAACAACUUGCAAAGAUGCACUUCUUCACUAUCAGAGAAGACAAAGCUUUAUAAUUGGAUGUAGACAGCACACAGAGGAUGUUAUUUUGACCUCAAGAGCUGCGUAAACAACAGACACAUUGUGGAUACUGAUAUUGUACAGAUGUAUUCUCAUCCAUUGAAAUGUUAAGAUUUGGUGUUGCUCUAAAAGAGUAAAUACAUGUUAAAAAGAUCAAAUUAUGAAGUAUAUUUGAUGUUCGAUAUAUAUAUAUUUCUUUCAAAGAAUCCUGUAUUUAAUAAGUAUUUUUGGAGUAUAAAGUUUAAAGAGCUAUUUUUGGCCAUGGCCAUUUGUGUACAGUACUGUGCAAUGAUUGUUGUUGUUAUAAGGUUGUAAAACAUAGCUGGAGUUGUGUUUUGACCUGAAAAUGUUAUGUUCCACUGCGUGAUGUCAUUAGGGGGUACUAGGGUUGUAAAAAGUAUAAAGAAAGAGUAUUUUUAUCAUCAUCGUGGUAUCGGAAUCAAGUGUCCAGUCUUUUCCUUAGUAUUGAAAUCGGGUUUGAAGUUUUAGUAUCAUGACAACACUACAUGAAGUGCUCCUCCAUGUUUUUAAAGUCUGUGCAUUUUUCACUGGGCAUAUUCUGAUCACUUUAACAGUUUAUUUGCCUUAAUUCCAAAGCACAAUUGUUCAUUUUUAUAGAUCUGAAGAGGGAAGGGUGCGCCACCUUGUCUCCAUGGAGAUGUUAUUGCUUUGCCUGAAAUGCUCCACAGUAUGUCAUUAAACCUCUGUGCCCAUGGAGACAAGUAAGCAAUGCCACCGGGCAAAGUAUUUUCUGUUUAUUACUGUAAUAGAAACAAAUGUAACUGAAUAAAUGCAUGAUAAAAAGUUUAAUGCCAUAGAACAUCUGAUACACAACAUGGGUAGUAUAAAAGACAUUUAUGACUAUUAUUGUUUAUUUAAAUUUAAGUUGCCUUAAUUAUGUUUGAACAAAGACUUAAGACUUAAUGAACUAAUCAUUUACUGAAGGUGCUGUACUUUAUUUUUACUGUCUUAAAACAUGAAAAACAGAACUACUUUAUUUUGAAUUAUUCCUCACUUAUGCAUUCUGAGCAUUGUAAUUAUUCACAAUGAUGAGUUUAUAAGCUUUGUUCACAACUCUCAGAAACCAGAGUGGCAUUUUCUAGCAUUCUAAGAUGCAGUUCCUGAUUCUCAGACAAUAAAACACUUUAUAAUUAGUAGCAGAUGGUACACAGCAGACUUAUUUUGACCUCAAGAGCUGCUUGUACCAUAUAUCUGUACUGAGGCAGGACAUUUUGCUCAAAUACAUGGGAAAAAUCAGGUACAGGCCUUUAAGUCUCAUUAAAAUAGUUAUUAUAAAAUGUAUCUUUAUUGUUCAUGAAAUGUCAUUUAAAAAAAUAAGUGUACCUCAACCUCAGCUCACUGACGCUUGUGCACACAGUUUCAUGAUGUUAUCUUAAAGGCCCAUGUUACACUGUUUUCUGAUAUGUUGUUUAUAUUGUUAUGUUUCCUUGUCACAGUUUUGUUUCAUUCACAAAUGUUUAACUGGCUUAAAGCUCACAAGAGUCAUUUUUUGUGUAAUACAAGACCUUUUAAGUCUGUAAACGAUUUGGAGUUUUCUGUUAAGACCAACUCAGAUUUUUAAAUGUAAGUGAAAAUAAGUGAUUCAGUUUGGAUUUUGCUUAUGUUGUUUAAAAGUGUGUCAAUAAAAUGUCACCAGCAGCAUUUAAAUAAAGUUAUGCUUUUGUUUCAUUUU
This is a messenger RNA of Periophthalmus magnuspinnatus, 3991 nucleotides long. RefSeq names its product transmembrane protein 68 (gene tmem68). Bases 313 to 1392 code for a protein of 359 amino acids. The record is from RefSeq and is a predicted model, not a curated record. Gene Ontology annotation, molecular function: acyltransferase activity. Gene Ontology annotation, cellular component: membrane. Lineage: Eukaryota; Metazoa; Chordata; Actinopteri; Gobiiformes; Gobiidae. The transcript is spliced from 9 exons.